Nezara viridula (southern green stink bug) is the source of this 2440-nucleotide messenger RNA. NCBI's taxonomy places the organism in Eukaryota, Metazoa, Arthropoda, Insecta, Hemiptera, Pentatomidae. The record is from the annotation of a GenBank genome assembly.
CACAAACAGCAAAGAAGGUUUCAAAUUGUCAGCUAAUUUAUUAUUGAUGUAAAGUUUAAGUUGUUAAAAAAGUUAAGUUAAAAAGUUUUUAUUAUAAUUGAAAAUGCCUCCCAAGACGAAGAAAAGUCAGUCAUUAUGGCAUAAAUGUGAAAAUUGCUCAUGUAUAUUGAAUUAUAAAGAUGUUGACAUCCACAUUGAUUAUUGUCAACAAUCCACCUCAGAAAGGCCUUAUGGUUUUAUUGACAAUUUUGUCCUGUACAGCUUUAUUGAUGAUUUUAGUUAUAAAGAAAUACUACCUCCAAGUUGUACCAAUUAUGCCAAGGAUCUUGUUUUUUUAUCCCAAUCUGCUAUGCAGCUUUGUGGAUUCUCAAUAGGAUAUCCUGUUCUUGUUGAAACCUCUCACUAUACUACAGUUUUAAAAGCCUGGCCUACACUUGAAGGAAGUUUGACAAGUGUCGGAUUAUUUUUUGAAGAAAUAGAAAUAAGAUCAGGUUUGAAACUGGAUUCUAAUCGAGUAAAAGUUUCAAAGUUACCUAUGAAGCCAUAUACUGCUAGCGAAGUAUAUUUUAAUAUUAUACCAACCGAUGAUGAUGAUAUUCCUAAUUUUGAAUCUGAAAUUCCACAUUUAUCUUAUAGAUUCAAGGAUAAAUUAUUACAUAGUAAUAUGUUUUUAAUAAUACCAUUUUAUGGGAAGAAGGUAAAAAUAAAAAUUAAUAAAUUCAAUCGCAUAGAAGAAGAUAUCGCCAACAAUUUUCAACAAAUGAAUUUAAAUAUUGUUUUUUAUACUAUAACAGAAAACAGCAUUUGGAUUAAUGAAGAAAUAAACAAAGAAAUAAAAACUAAAGAGUUGAGUCCUUUGAAAAUUGGAGGGUAUGAAUCUAUGAUUAGUGAAUUGACCCAGAAUAUUUUUUAUACCCUAAGUCAGAAGUUUAAUUACAAAGAGCAACGGUGUUCUCCUUACUGUAUUUUGCUCUAUGGUCCCAGUGGUUCAGGAAAGUCGUAUAUUGCUCAAUAUCUUACUAAUAUUUCUCAGAAACCUUCAAUUAAUAUUCAGGGUUCAGAAUUGUUCAGUAAAUUUUAUGGAGAAACUGAAAACCGUUUAAGAAUUGUUUUUCAAGAGAUUAAAUCUAAAGUACCCUGUGUUGUUGUAAUGGACAACAUAGAAACUCUUGGUUCUAAAAAAGGUAACGAUCAGGAGAGAAGAGUUUUAUCCACCCUUUUAAGCUUAUUUGAUUCUAUACGCUUCCUUCCCGUUGUAAUAAUUGCAACAACUGUUGAUCCAGAUGUAUUAGAUCCUGCUCUUAGGAGACCUGGGAGAUUAGAGACUGAACUUGAAAUCAAUAUUCCUGACAAAAUGGAUCGUUUUAAAAUCCUGAAAAGUUUGAUUCCUGAAACUGUUCUUCAAUCUGAAUUAGAGGAGGUUGCUGAACAUUGCCAUGGAUAUGUUGCAGCUGAUUUAGUUUCAUUAGUAGAUAAGGCAUUAUCAAAAACUUUGAUGACUACUUCAGAAAGGAAUAUUUCUGCAGAAGACCUUCUAUGGGCUUUCACUCAAGUGAGACCAUCAGCAAUGCGGGAACUUCAAGUCCAUGUUCCUACUGUGAAGUGGAAUGAUAUCGGAGGAGGGCAAGAAGUUAGGUUGAAGUUAGAACAAGCUGUGGAAUGGCCACUGAAACACGGUGAAAGCCUGAAAAGGCUUGGUAUAAAAGCUCCCAAAGGAGUUCUUCUCUAUGGACCACCUGGCUGCUCUAAGACUUUAGUUGCUAAAGCUUUAGCUACUGAAACUAAUCUUAAUUUCAUUUCAAUAAAGGGAUCAGAUAUUUUUUCAAAAUGGGUAGGUGAAUCAGAGAAAGCGUUACGUGAUUUGUUCCGUAGUGCUAGAAAGGUGGCUCCAGCAAUUAUAUUUUUGGAUGAAAUUGAUGCAUUGGGAGCUAAUCGAGGAAGCUCUACAAGCAAUACUGUCCAUGAAAGAGUCUUGUCUCAGCUUCUCACUGAGAUGGAUGGAGUUAAUCCUCUUGAUGGUGUUGUAAUUGUUGCUGCCACAAAUCGGCCUGACUGUAUUGAUAAGGCUCUUAUGCGCCCUGGAAGACUAGAUAGAUUGAUAUAUGUCCCUCUUCCUGAUUAUGAAACCCGUUGGCAGAUACUGAAAAUUCAGUUUGAAAAAAUUCCUACUAAAGAUGUUUCGAUUGAGGAAAUUGCAAAAAAAACUGAUGGGUAUUCUGGAGCUGAGGUUGUUGCAGUUUGCACUGAGGCCGCUCUAGCUGCUUUGCAAGAAGAAAUGAAUGCUGAAUACGUGCAGAUGUCUCAUUUUGAAUCAGCUUUAGCAAGUGUUACUGCCAGAACACCACAGUCACUAUUAAAUUUGUACGAAGAUUACAGGAAAAAACUUAUCACUUGUAAAUAAAAUUUGGUUGUUUGUAAAUAAAUUCUUUAAAUUAUGUAA